This is a messenger RNA of Botrytis byssoidea, 1498 nucleotides long. RefSeq lists its product as uncharacterized. The transcript has 5 exons. The record is from RefSeq and is a predicted model, not a curated record. NCBI's taxonomy places the organism in Eukaryota, Fungi, Ascomycota, Leotiomycetes, Helotiales, Sclerotiniaceae. Bases 1 to 1221 code for a protein of 406 amino acids.
AUGGACGAUCGCCAGGAGCCGAAAGCGGGAAGCGAUCAUUCAUUACGGGCAGAUAUCCUCGGACAUGACGUCGAUUAUUCAACAGUGAAAAGAGAGUUCCUGAGGGAGACCUCAGCAGACACUUCAGAAUCGGAAAGUCACCCUCGAAAGAAGAGAAAAGCUCAACCUGAGGAUUUCGAACUUCGCAUGCAAGAUGGCGUUGCAGCAAAUGAGAAACCUCGUUGCUCUUCUGCUGUCAAUUUUUGUCAUUGGGAGCAGUUCGAUUCAUAUAAAAUAGCCUCAACAAUCAAACUAACUCGAACCGAAAUUAUCGUUUUAGUCUGUCCAGAGCAAGAUAGAACCGACGACCAAGAAGCAGAAAACUACUACGACGGUUCUUGUGAUAUAACGACCCCUGAUGUUGGUCAGCCAUAUGAGGAAUGGAUUAAAGAAACAAUAAUUGGAAAUGACUCUAUUGUCAAAAGGGGAAUAUUACAUUUUUGGAGAGUUGAAGGAAAGAAGGACCUAGCACAUUUUGCGUUGCGACCACUUCCUUAUCUUGAUUGUGGGAUCGGCGAGAAUCCAACACUCGGUGAUUACGAAGGACCUUUGCUGACUUUGGUGGAAAAACGGUGGCCAAAAAAUAAGGGCGAUAAAGUCAUGUGCGUUGUGGAAAAGCGGAUGCUUACAAUGGAUGAGUUGGAAGAAUAUAUGUCUACCGUGACCGAAAACCCAGACCGAAUAGCUACUGCAGAUGGUAUCUACGCAAUUGUAGACAACGGUGAGGGGUCUCAUCUCGCAUAUCACAUUGCAAGUGCUUCACGGGGUAAAGGUUCUAAAUCCCUUUCGAGUCUCGGCGUUCGCGUACAAGGAUCAUUCAUAUGCUGGGUCAAGAGCCCAAAAGCAUCUGGUACAGAUAUUGAUAAACCGCUUCUUUAUUGGAAAUGGGUGCAAGAGGAAUUUAGGGGUUUGUUGUGGACACCCUUAGUACAGCGACAUUUGGUUAUGGAAGGUACUAAAAUUCUGCUUAUUCGUGGAAAAUCGAAGAAUGAGAAAGUUAAAGAGGAUAAUUUAGAUGGUAAGUUGAAUGAUGCAGAGUUCUCGGUAGAUUUUGAGAAAGAAUUGAUUGAAUUAGAUUAUGCGGGUCUCGAUAUUGUGCCUUUGGAGGACGAUCAUCCCAUCUUCGAACUAUUCGAGGCUGUAAUAGAUGAAUUUUCUAUUCAAUGGUACCCUUGGGAAUGAAUGCUCUCUACUUGAGCAUCGUUACCACCGUAACCUUUGUAUAAAUCUCUGCAGGAUUUCCGAGUGAUUUGGUGUCUGCAUCGCGAGGACUAUUGUAGAAAUUUGAGGUUGCCACGGAUUUCAGCACAGUGUUAUUGAAGCUGAUUGACUGAGAGGUGAUAUCAGAUUCGCGAAUGGGAUAUCUUUAAGAAGAGUGUACGAUUUGGCUUGCUUUACAAACCUGUGUGACAUGGAAUAGAGUGAGAUUAACAACAAGAGGAUGGCAUACAUGACAGAG